GCCAUCGAGGCUCGCACCUUACUUUUUCCACGCAGCGCUUUGGAAAAUCAUGCUUUCAAAGUCCGAAAACAUCCGAGAUGCUGUGAAGUCUCUUUUUGCCGUUUUCUGGAUCACUUUCAGCGUCUGUUCCGGAGGUGUUGACGGCCAGGAGGGCAAUGGCUGUGGACAUUCGUCUCUGGGCACAGAGUCCGGCACAUUGGCCUCUCAGAACUACCCGGGCACCUACCCCAGUAACAGCUGGUGCAAGUGGAAGCUCCGAGUGCCGGAGGGGCGAACGCUGCGGCUGCUUUUUGGGGAUUUUGACAUUGAGAGCAGUCCGGGCUGCAGGAAUGGCUCUCUGGUGAUCGCAGACAAGAGCGGAGAACCCAGUCUGGGUCCAGUGUGCGGGAAGCUUGAUGCAUCGCAGAAGAAUGUGACACUAAGAAGCAAUGAAGUGACGGUGACGUUCAAGUCGGGAUCACACCGUUCUGGCAGAGGGUUCCUACUGUCUUACGCCACAGAUCAGUAUCCAGAGCUCAUAUCUUGUUUACAACGAGGAUCUCAUUCGAGCUCGCAGCUUUUGAGUGUGUACUGCCCUGCUGGUUGCAAGAAUGUCACAGGGGCUGUCUGGGGAAACUCUGAACAGGGUUACAGAGAUACCUCAGUCCUGUGCAAGUCUGCAGUCCAUGCUGGAGCUGCAUCCGAUACUCUAGGAGGUCGCGUCACUGUGAACCGUUGGAGAAGUCUCACACUUUAUGAAUCCACCUUUGCCAAUGGAAUCCUUUCUAAAACGGGAUCAUUGUCUGACAAGAAGCUGCUCUUCACACAAGACUGCAACAACAUCCUGAGUGUUUCUGGUUUAAAUGCCUCAUCUUUGUGGGAUAAAGACGGCCGAGAACACAACACGUUCUGGUCCUCCAGAAACAUGGAUUCUAGCCACGAGUUCUUGCACUGGGCUGCAGACCUCAAUGAUCUGAACCCGUGGGUGGAGCUGGGGCUGAGUGAUAGAAGCACUAUCACAGGUAUAAUAACAAGGGGAUCGAACGACCACUACAUCGAAUCCUUCAGUCUCUUCUUUAGCAAAGACCGAAAAACUUGGAAGCUUUACAAAGGCGCUCUCGGCAAAGAAAAAAAGGUGUUCCAUGCCUAUACCGACGGACACCUCAGGGUCCUCAACAGCUUGUUCCCCCCUGUGGCGGCUCGGUUUGUACGCCUGCAGCCGCUGAGCUGGCAUGGCCGGGCUUCAGCUCAGGUGCAAGUCCUGGGCUGUCCUGUUGCCAAGGUCACACCAAGGUCACGCUCAGCCGCUGAAUCUCCACCCAUCAAAGUCAACAUGGGGACCCCGCGGCCCAGCACCACCCUGGCUCCCACCGACGGGCCAGUGUUAGUGGAGACCAGACUGAGCUCCAGUCAGCCAGUGAUAGUGGCAGUGGGAGUGGUCCUGGGGCUGAUAAUGUGCGGUAGCUGUUUGUUGGCUGGAGUCUGGUGGAAGAGAAGGAAAAAAGAGUCACAAAUGAAGUACUCUUUACCCACAAUAGGUUGUCAGAGUUUCCAGGCAAAGAGUCUCUCGUGCCCACAAUCGGAGCUCAUCUCUUACCCUCUGGAGCGCAAUGUCCACGAUGCUCUGCCUAGUCCUCCUCUUAAUGACUAUGCAGCGCCGGACCUUGCCGCCAUUGGACAGAAGGUUGGCUCAACAUUCCGACCCUCCUCAGACGAGGGCUACACCACCCCCUUCGCCUUCAACCAUUAUGACGCUCCUGGCAACCUGCCCGAGUACGCCGAGCCUCUUCCCCCUGCGCCCGAGUACGCCACCCCAUUCAGCGAGCAGCCCCCCGAGUCCAUCCUGCAGACUGUGACGGGGCUCGCUCACGGCAACACGCACGGCCCUCCGGUACCGGCAGCGACCGCCGGAGCCAUAGCGUCCAGGCGCGCUCAGUACGACUGCCCCUCACACAGGAUGCUGUCCAAUGGCUACUGCACUCCUGCCCUACAUGCCAACGGCCCGAGGCCGGUCAGUGUGGUCUAUGCAGAGCCCAAGUCAUGUGACUCUUUACUACAGAAGCACACAUAUGAGGAGUCUUUGUGAACACAGCCAGCUCACACAUGGAGAAAUAAAAGGGGGAAAAAGACUCCUGAGCUCAAAUGUGUGCUGGGAAUACCUCAAGUGGACAGAAGACAUUUAGCAGGACAGUGUUGUCCAGACAGCUGCACUUCCAGUGAGUGAUGUUCUCAAAGGGGAUUGGUCACUUCGACCAGGAUGCAAAGACGAGGGUACACAACUCCGAUGUGCACAAUGGUCUGAGAGCCAUAUGCACACAAAUGUUUGCACAAAGAAAAUGCAGGUUGCCCCUCAUGUUUAUUAAAAUGUUUAAUCACAAGCUGCACUUUCAGAAAAUACAUAAAGCAAUGUAUGCAGUGUGUUAAAUACACUGCAGGUUAAUGUAAAAAGUGGAUUAAAUAAGUUACAUGUCCUCACAGAGCAUUGUAUUCACAAUGUAUAUUUUAACAUGUUUUGUUAAAACUAAAAGAUAUAUAAAUGGUACACUGUAACAAGUUUCAGAUUGUUGCUAUGACUUUGUAUAACCACUAGGUGGCUCUCUUGGGCUUUAAACAGUAAUGUAUUGUAUAAUUACUGUCUGCUGGUUGUCACCUAUAGUCUUCAUCCAUUUAUAACAUUCAUAGUAACAAAUAAACAUUGUUUUUACAUAAAUUAUUGUAUUUGAGUAUAACACAGAAGGCACAACAGGCAAGGAGGAGUCAUGAUUAUGAUUUCAUCAUUAAAAACAAUGUGGCCUCAUUAUUCGUUAAACGUUUGCCACAGCAACAACAUCUCACUUAACUCUGUAUUCUCGAAGUUAAGAUUUUCAAAAAUUUCUUGUAUGGAAAAUACUGGAGAUAAAAAAAUGUAAUUACCACAGAUUCAACUAAACUGAAAUGUCAUUGCGGUUGUGGAGACCUAUUACAAGGUUUUUAUAUAUUAUAACGAUCAGGUGACAGUGGUCGUCUGCCAUUAUAUCUGCAAAUGUUAUUCCCCAUAACAUUUAAAUUGUAAUAAAACUUUCUAGAAAUGUU
This is a messenger RNA of Pseudoliparis swirei, 3051 nucleotides long. Its product is annotated as discoidin, CUB and LCCL domain-containing protein 1. The transcript is spliced from 15 exons. Bases 50 to 2065 code for a protein of 671 amino acids. Lineage: Eukaryota; Metazoa; Chordata; Actinopteri; Perciformes; Liparidae. The record is from RefSeq and is a predicted model, not a curated record.